UGGAGUCCCUCGCUGAGAUUUCGGCGUCACGAACCACGUAUACGUACUCAUCAGACUCACGACUCCCCGCGACUGACCCUUCAAUCUUGGCGAUUGACUCUGACUCUUUGACUCACGGCGGACCGUGCCGUAGCCCACGCACACGCGGUCUCAUAUCCUGCGAGCCGUCUCUCUCAUCUUUGGCGCAAUCCAAUUAGCAGGUCAAACCGAUUCGCUUUGGCACCAGAGUCAUUCCCUAGCAUCCUUCCAAAAUAGCGCUCAUCGCCACCCUCGCGCGCGCGCGCACAAGGAGCGAGCUCGACGGCAUUCAAAGGUGCACGACAGUUAAGGCAGAUCGUCACUCGAGAUCAAGAGGAAUCACGCGAGUCACCAGCAGUGCGCAGGUAGUCUGAGCACACUGGAGCGCGAGUCAGGUAUCGGAUCCUAGCAGAGUCGGCUCCAAAUCGCUAAUUGUUCUCUGCACUCCUGACUCUCACCACAACCAACAUGUUGUUGCCGGCACGACGAUCAAGCCGCCAAAGUCCUCGCUCAGCCACAUUUACAUGGCUGCUGCUAUGCUUGACGACGCUGUGCCUGCUCAGCCACCUGGGUGGAGUCGCAGCAUACCAGGUCAAAUUGGAUUCGUUGGAUCCGCUGCUUCAAACAUGCUCCGGCAUGUGGCCAGGCAGCAAUACCAGCGUGGAGCUUCAGUUGAACGCUACCAGCAACAUGGGAACCGUCGCCACCAUCGUCUAUGAUUACAAGGAUUUCGAUAGGCUCGGCAAGACAAGCGAGGGAAAGGAUGCCUUUGGUACGAGGAUGCGCACGUAUGUUUGUACUGCGCCUGCAGUCAAUGCCGGUCUCUGCUCCUUGGAGGAGCAAGGAAACUUUUUGGUGGAUGGCGACAUCAAUGGAACUUCAAUCGUUCGCAAUCGCGUCGACUUGGAGCAGGGCAAAGUCAAGAGCGUCGUGUACCCCGUCACAAAGAUGGGCUACUAUUGCGUUGGUGCGGCUGCCGUGCCCCUCUCCUCAACCACGCCGGAUGGAAGUCGAGAGGAUGCCAAAUUUGCAGGCAGGAUCUUCUUCCACAACUCUUUCGAGGGCAAUCUGCCAGCGGGCGAGUGGCCCAAGCUUCAGUUCUACUUUGCCCUUACAUGCGCAUACAUCCUGCUUGGUGCCUACUGGGGCUACCUCUGCGUCAAGCAUAGGGACGACUUGUUGAUGGUGCAGUACUUUAUCUCUGGUCUGUUGGGCCUGAUGGUCGUGUCGACAGCAGCCACGUGGGGCUAUCAGCGGUUCUUGAACACGCACCUCAUAGACUUUUGGAGCAUCAGCAGUCUGGAGGGAAAGAGCAGCGUGACUGGCACUGCGCGCUUCUUGCUCGUACUCACAUCCGUGCUGGACGCUACAAAGACUUCGGCUUCAUUGGCCAUUCUGCUCUGCGUCAGCAUGGGACUGAGCGUCGUCAGACCGUCCAUCGGUCCAGUCAUGCGGCGCGUUCAAAUUUUGACGGGCAUACACUUUGUCUGCGGCGUGCUCUACAGCGUGGGCAUUGUCCUCAUCCUCAUCGACUCGGGAGGCGCAUUCAUUUUCCUCUUCAUCUUUCCGCUGGCUUUCACGCUCAGCACAUUCAUGAUGUGGACACUGCACGCGCUCAACGGCACCAUUGAGCACUUGACGGCGCGCAAACAGACUUUCAAAAAGAACAUGUUCACCAAGCUGUAUCGCAUCUUGCUGGGCGCCGUUGUUGCCAUUGGCAUCUUCUUUGUAAUGUCCUCUGUAGCCUUUGCUCGCGUGGGCGGCGAGUCGGCAGCAGAAGCGUGGCCUUACAGGUGGCUGCUCAUGGACGGUUGGCUCGGCUCGCUCUACUUUGUCGUCUUUUCUGCGAUUGCGUACGUUUGGAGGCCGACCGGGUCCAAUGCGCGUCUCAGCAUGAGCGACGAGUUGGCGCAGGAUGAUGACUUGGAAGCAGAGGGCUACGAAGUGUCCGAAUUUGGUCCGCACCACGAAGAUGAGGAGGAGGAAGGGUCUGCCAAGCCAGCUCGACAGCAAGUCAGAUCUGGACCGGGCGGAGGGGGAGGCGCGGGCGGCGUGCAAGAGUCGUCGACCAUGUUUGCGGUGACGAAUUCGGACGAUGAGGAAGAGGAUGGAGGAGCUACGCCGAGAGGCGAUCGGAGGUCCACCUCAGUCAGCGCACGCGGAGAGAGGGAAGGUCUGAUGAGCGGGGAUGCGGCGGAGGAGGAGGAGGAGGAGGAUAAUAAAAGGCGGUCAUGAGAAAGUGAUGAAAGCGAAUGUGAUUAGAGGAGAGGAGAGGGUGGCGUGAUACGAGUCAAGGGGCGCGGCGGCGCGGCUGUCAGCACGACG
Molecule: messenger RNA, 2343 nt
Organism: Ceraceosorus guamensis
Lineage: Eukaryota; Fungi; Basidiomycota; Exobasidiomycetes; Ceraceosorales; Ceraceosoraceae
Exons: 11
Coding region: 487-2253 (588 amino acids)
Biological process (GO): retrograde transport, endosome to Golgi
Cellular component (GO): membrane; Golgi apparatus
Source: RefSeq, a predicted model, not a curated record